CAAUAUUGUCAUUCCAGGAUUUCUGGAAACGGAAGCAUUUUCAAAACGGUCUCUCAAGGAGUCACUCUCUGCUGGCUGAGCUUUUACUUCAUCUAUCAUUCUCUCUCUGUGUUCUUCUCUGCCCAAUCGCCUCUUUUUUUCAUCCGGAUCUUCUAUGCCCCUUUGAAAAAUCAGGGGAAAGAAGAAAUGUACGAGGGGCAGCAUUUCAUGGAUUUGCAAGAAAAUUCCAAUUUUGGUGACCCAAAUUCUUGGCUUUCGGCAGACGACAACUCGUCCUUCGCUCAACGUCAAGCUCAGUUCUCGCUUGCUAACCCUGCUACUGCGUCCGGGACUAAUGGGAGCUUGGAUCGCGUCCUUUUCAACGACCUCGUCGAGAUUGUCCCGCUCGUUCAGUCCCUCAUCGAUCGUAAAGCAAGCAGUUCAUUCACCCGCCGUGGUUCUAUAAUCUACACCAAGACACCCUCAAGAGAAACAUUAUCUAAAAGAAUAGCAGAUUCAAGAGGUAGGAACACUGCUCAAUCUAUUCCUACCAGAAGGAAAAAGGACCAUGCAGAAAAGGAACAGGGAAAAAAUGAUAGUAAUAACCUUGACACAGACAACUUACCAACGUUUUCUUCAAGAGCUUCGACAUCUGAAAAGGAGAGAGAAGAAUUAUUUAUAUUGAAGGAGCAGGUGGAGGAUCUGCAGAGGAAAUUACUGGAGAAAGAUGAACUUCUAAAGUCAGCAGAAAACUCAAGGAUCCAGGUGAAUGAUCUUAAGAUAAAACUUGAUGAACUGAUGCGCCAGGCUUUAGAGAAGGACUCUUUACUCAAGUCUACUCAGCGACAACUUUCUGACACUAAGAUAAAACUUGCAGACAAGCAAGCUGCUCUUGAAAAGACACGGUGGGAAGCAAUGACAUCCAACAAGAAAGUGGAGAAGCUUCAAGAAGAGCUAGAUUCCAUGCAGGGGGAUAUUUCAUCAUUCAUGCUGCUACUUGAAGGCUUGACUAAAUAUGAUCCUGUCGAAUACACUGAUGACUCUGACUUCAAGCUGAAUGAAUUCAGUCACGUGCCUAGUAUUGAUGAUUUGGACGAGAUGGAGAUGCAGAAGAUGGAAGAAGCAAGAAAAGCUUAUAUUGCUGCGGUAGCUGUGGCCAAGAAAAAACAAGACGAAGAAUCCCUUGCUGCUGCCUCCAAUGCUAGGUUACAGCUUCAAUCAUUCGUUUCCAGAGCCAAAAAUUUUAGCGUUUGAAUUUACUAGCUCUUUUCCCAAAUAUUUACACGCUUGGUCCUUUACCCAAAUCGUAGUAGCACUAAUCCACCGUGCGUAUGUGCCCGCUAGUCUGUGCAAGAGAAAGUGAUUUGUGAUUGUAAGCUUAUUUGAUAUGCAAAUUCGUGGUAUGAUCUGCAUUUUGAAGAUUUUACUCUCAUAAACUAGAGCUCUAUUAAUGAGGAGAAUUUGUCUUUAGGGGCUCUAACUGCAUUUCCGUACAUCUUAAUUUCCCAAAUCCUUUUCAAGUUUACAAAUGCUUAUGGUUUGACCAUAUCUGAAGGAGUUGUAGAUUACUCCAUAUACAGCAGUCAUCACUUCUGUCUCUGGCUUGGGGCUGUAAUUACCAUUGUAUAGGCUGUAAUUACCAUUGUAUCUGUAACAGAUAAAGGGACCUCCUACAUUGUUCACAUUUGGAUGUUCUUUCA
Prosopis cineraria is the source of this 1679-nucleotide messenger RNA. RefSeq names its product protein MICROTUBULE BINDING PROTEIN 2C. Gene Ontology annotation, biological process: plasmodesmata-mediated intercellular transport. Lineage: Eukaryota; Viridiplantae; Streptophyta; Magnoliopsida; Fabales; Fabaceae. The transcript is spliced from 5 exons. The coding region runs from base 187 to 1233 and encodes 348 amino acids. The record is from RefSeq and is a predicted model, not a curated record. Gene Ontology annotation, molecular function: microtubule binding.